Coregonus sp. 'balchen' is the source of this 7746-nucleotide messenger RNA. The record is from the annotation of a GenBank genome assembly. NCBI's taxonomy places the organism in Eukaryota, Metazoa, Chordata, Actinopteri, Salmoniformes, Salmonidae.
AAACUAGCGUUGAAGUACCACCCAGACAAGAACCCAGACAACCCGGAGGCUGCGGAUACGUUUAAAGAGAUCAACAACGCCAACUCAAUCCUGAACGAUGAUGGCAAGAGGAGGAUCUACGAAGAAUACGGCUCCAUGGGCCUCUACGUGUCCGAGCAGUUUGGAGAGGAGAGCGUCAAAUACUACUUCCUCAUGUCCAAGUGGUGGUUUAAGGUGAGAGAGCGAGAGAGAGUACCUCAUAACCCCUUUAAAAAACACCUUUAGUCUAACAGGCUAAUAGAAUGAGUACUCAGGUGACCAUGACCCUCUGUGGACAGGUUAUCCUUGGUGUUGUCAGUACUGCAGGAGCCUCCAACAGUGGGGUGAUUAACCCAUCCUGAUUCCCAGCCUACUCUCUCUGUCUGUGAUGACAUACUGACUGGACUGCUUUUACAGCCACGUCACUCACACACUCAUCACAUUGUAUUAGACAUUACUAUGGCUAGACUUCACUGUUUAGUACUAUGUCUACUCCAUGCAUUAGACACCCUUCUAUCUUGUGGUGGGAGUGCAUUGACAGUCUAUUAGUGAAAGUAUCUGUGUGUUAUUGCUUUGAAAAGUGUCAGAGCAAAGCAGUCUUUAUUUAGAACUGUGUUCUGUGUAGUUGUGCUCAGUCACUGAGAUGUGAGGCCUUUCAUGCUGAGUACAGUACAGUAUGAAGAGUGGUCGAGAUGCAGAGAGGACGAUCCAGUGACUGUCUCACAAACCUCACUCUGCUUUCAUCUACAAAGAAAAAUACAAAGCACAGGAAAAUUGCAGGGAGGAACAAAACCGCUCCACUUAUUUAUACAUUUACAUUUUAGUCAUUUAGCAGAAGCUCUUAUCCAGAGCGACUUAGUUAGUGAGUGCAUACAUUUUUCAUAUACCCUAGAAAGCACAGUGCAGUAGGAUUAUUGAGAGCAUCACAUGUAUUACAUUGGAUAUGUAGGAUUGAAAAGCAGAGAGCACUGAGGGCAAAGCCACUGUCCGAACCAGGAGGUCUCUGCUGCUAACAUCCACUAGGUUCUAAUAAGUAUAUAGGUUGUAUGUUGGGAGCUUUUGGGAAAGAGCACAGUUAGAAAGAUAUGGCAUAUAGAAGCAAACCGGAUGGACAUCAUGAAAAUGAUCGGAGAGGUUGAGAGUAGAAGUUCAGGAGCAAAAACAAAUAAAAUAGAAUUAUUGUAAAAAUUGACUGUCCAUAAAGUGUAGAUAGUAAGUAUAAGCUGGAAGUAGAGGCCUAAGCAUUGUUGUUCACUAAUUUACCCCAAGUAGGGAAAGGAUGGCGGGGUUGAAAAGUAAUAAAGGGGAGUAUAUAUAUAAAAAACAUGGGGGAUUGGAAGUGAUGCAGACAAUUACAUUGAUAGAAGUUACAAUCUAUCUGCAAUAUUAAGCUGAUCUACCUCCAAAAAAAACCAAAACAUCCACUAGGUUCUCUCACUGGGUCACCCUGUAGAUCUGAGGCCAGAUAUGUAGAGGUUUUCAUGGGACAGGAUGACGGCGUGUGGCUGUCCUGACUGACUAUGCUGUGUGUUUGUGUUAUGCCCUUGUGCUGCAGACCAUGGCUGUGUGCUGCACCGUCUUCUCCUGCUGCUGUUGCUGCUGCUGCUGCUGUUUCUGCUGCGGGAAGUGCAAGCCGCCAGAGGAGGAUGAUCACUACCAGUACGUGGACCCAGAGGACCUGGAGGCUCAGAUCAAAGCUGAGACGGACGGAGGUGAGAGCAAGCUGGGAAGGGGACUGUUUGACAUUGGAUAUAAAACUGAGAGCGUGGUACUGCACAUGCAUAGUAUAUACUCUAUACUAUAGUUGGGCUAGAGGUCAUGAGGAGGGUAGCAGGAUAAAUACAGUAUGCCCCUCAUCCCUGUCCUUCUGGGUUGACCCUUUUCCUGAGUCCUGGCGCUCUUCACGAUACCUCAGCGGCAGGCCGCCUCGCAGAUGUCGGUUUUUCAGCCUGACUUAACGCUGUCACUUCCUUUCAGAGCAUAGGCGCCGGAGAGUAGAGGGAGGAGAGGCAGGGCAACCGCAGAGCACAGAUGGGGCCAGAGCAGCCAAACAGGGAUGGGGGAAUGGAGGGAGAGGAGGAGGGGAGAAGCGCCAGUGUCUAGCUCUGCUAGGCAGAACUCCCGGUCUACAGCACCUGAUCCUGCUCAAGGGGUUGAGGCUGAAGGCUAGCCCAUAGAUUACCUUAAUGAAGCCGAACAGCUAAAAGUGCAUGUAUUUAUAGCUCACACACACUGCUGGUUCAUAUCACAGAGGAGGAUAUUAUCCAAGUUAUAGCCCAAGCUCUGACAUUUAUUUGAAUCUUUUUUCUACAUGUUGAAAUGAUAAAACGGUAAUGAAAUGUUGUUGUUUGGUAUUUCUGCAUGUCAUCUUUCUAUGUCAAAGCUAUGGAUGUAGUGUGCAAUAACAUGUACACAUUAACAACAUUUCAAACCCAACAAGAAGCUUUGUUUUAUCCUCUACUAUCAGUGGUCCUCAGUGCAGGUCAGAACAGGCCAGGAAAAGGGCUGAGACAGAAGCAAGAUGAGGGCGAUUAAUAAUACAGUCCUGUCAGAUCUGAGGAUGCUCUCUCUUCCUCAGACUCCUGUGUCGUGUCCUUGACUGGUUGGUCUGAGGACAGGACUCACAGCUCCUCGACUCAUGUUGCCUGUUAACACGGCAGCAGGAGAGCUCAGAUCACUCAAUAGCAGACAGUCCCAAGGACUAGACUCCGAAUUGCCUUGUUUUUGUUCUGAGGUCGGAGUGAUCAGCGACCAUGGUGACCCUAUAGUCAUGACCCUAAGCCCAAAUUGCUGUCACACCAGUAGGAAUUUCAGUAUAAGAAGUUAUGAAAUGAUGAUGCAAUUUGAUUUGCUGUUGGUUUCAGAGAUAUUCACAUGUUUAGGCGAAUACCUAGGUGACAUGAAUAAUCUCACACAAAAACAGGAACUGUGCUUCAUCUACAGUACCUGAAAGCUAAACAGGACAUGACAAGCUAUCAGCCCCAGGGCAGUAUGGGAAUGGGGAUAACACAUCAGUAUACUCUGGCCCAAUGAGCAGGACAGGUUCAUCUCGUUCUGACAGAGAGGUGUUUCUGUACGUUUGUGUGUUUUGAUCCACCAGGUGACACAGUAAUCAUUGUCCAACCCAUACCUGUAGCCGUACCUAUCGCUGUAUCGAGCCCUGUGGCUGAGAGCAUCAACCUAGGCCCUGCCAGUCCAGUGGGUGACAACCCGACCAGUCCAGUGGCUGCUGAGAACCCAGGCGAAACGCUGCCAGAGUCUAAAUGACUCGUAAGCCCCCCCGUCUACCUGAUGUACUGGUUGUACUUAUCCCAUCUGCAUCGUGUUGUCCAUCCGUCACGCCCCAGACCAACCCCUGUUUCACCGUGCUGUAUUUGUUCGUAGUGACACAUGGUGCCUUUGUACCAUGUUCAGCUGUUUGGUAGGUCGACUGGCUCACUAUCCAUCCAUUCUGUUUGCCUGUCAGUGUUGCAUGACGUCAUGGCUGUUACUUCAAAAUGUUUUGAGCAUGGCCACAUGAGCUUGCCUUGUAUAUAAUGUCUCUUGCAAUCGUUCCAUAACAAUCAUUUCAGUUAAUUGAUUGCUAAGUAUUUUGAUUGUGUUUGGUCCAUCAUGAAUGUAUCUGCAGUAACUAUUUGCUGCCUUGGUUAUAAAGUGGAUGUCAUCUCUUUAUUAAUUAGGCCUGGUAAAUGGUAAUUAGAUAUAGCCUAAUCUCUGCCCAGUAUCCCAUUACCUUACCAGCAAGACCACAGGGACACUUAGGGCUGGAUUCAGUCCGUAUCGGGGAUCCGCGUUAAAAUGUAAAGGUCAUUUGUGAUUGAGCCGACGUUUAACGUGAAUGCAGUCUCUGCGGGAACAUUGCCUUUAAAUUUCAAUCGUGCUAUAACACACAUCUUCCGCGAGGAGACUGCAUUCACGUUAAACGCUACAUAUGUCGGCUCAGUCGGAAAUUACCUUUACAUUUUAACGCGUACCUUCCGCGAUACGGAUUGAAUCCAGCCCUUAGGCAACACAGGGCCCCACAGCAGCCAAGUACUCACUCAACCCACAACACAUUAGCUGCCUUCAAUAAACCGUAGCAGUCUAUUUAUAUGAAACAUCAAUGAAAUGUCAGGCUGGUUAGUUGAAAACCUAGCCUGUGGGUAUGUGCAGGACAGAGAGCAAUGUGCUAAAAGCACAGUCCCUUUUUGUCAUAAGCUAACAAAACCCUAUGAUCCCACUGGGGCCUGACGUAGAGGUAGCUGACCGCUUGGCUGAGCCAGUCCAGUGUGGGUCCAGCAACUACAGUGUUCGCACAGUAUUCAUACUAUAGAACUAUAUUGAUUCAUUCUAUUUCUAUGAUUCAUGCUCUCCCUUCAUAGUGGUGGAGGUGAUAGACUAAUCAUAGCUGUGAGAAAAGAAGGGGGGAGGGGGUUGUCACUCUGAAGCAGGGUUGAAACAGUAACCUCACAGGAUAUGCCUUCAUUAACCUACACAUACUGUAGGCUAACUCCCAGGGAAUUACAGAACAUUCUAGUAUGUCAGUCAGGUGCCAACCACUUUAGGUUAGGAGCAUUAGUAGUGUUUCCAUUAAAGACCGGGCAUAGAGUUCCUAGAUAGUCUGGAAUAUACUAAUACUCGAAUAGUCUGGAAUAUUCCAUGAUACCCACAGAGUACUAUUAGGAUGUAUUUUGAGAGUUUGUUCGUGGGGUUCCACUGUCACCUGUGGUAGGGACUAGGGACAGGUGUGUGUACAGUGCAGUGUUGAGACCAAUACCCCCUAGAUGGACCACCGCUGUCCUGUCACAUCCAGCCAUUGUCAUCUCACCUCACACCUACUUCCUCAGCACUGUCCUCGCUCUGUUAGUGGUCUGUUUGUUCAACACCAUGACGCCUGUUGACGUGUCAGUCUAUUAUUCUCUCUUUAGCAAUACCAGAGUGAUAGCUUGAAGCUUCGAGAGACAAUGGCUAUAUAAUGAUGUUGGGAUAGUAGUGAAUCAUUACUAUCAUUGCAUUACAUUGUAAUCUGAUAUAGUAGGGGUAGUAGUCUAACACUAAUAGUAGAAGUGCUUUCAAAGCAGUGCUCUGUGCUCUCCCUCUGCUGCGUUUUGGAUGUGUCCUCUAUAAGGACAGUGACAGUGUGGAUGAGCCUCGCCAGGGGAGGGCAGGUAGGUUCCUGAUACACACUUGGUCAUGUUCAGUAGGGCACACCGUAGCAAAACGUUUUGCAACAGAAAACCAAAUUCUGUGUCCUCACUGGACACACUCAGGUAGCACUUCCUUGUUUCAAAACUUUUCCCACCUACUGAACAUGACCCUCGUGGAGUUUCAACACUUCAGGACAGGUUACACCUGAGGACAGUUAAACAAGGGCCCAACUUGAGGUCAUGCCUCCUACUAAUAAUACAUUCCCUUGUGAAUUGUAUCUAUUUGAGAUGCAACAGGCUAUUGCUAAAAUUGUGAACUUUUUAUUUAACAUUUUCACUCAGCAAGUAGCCUAAAUCAUGACAAACUGGUAUAAGAUGAUAACUUAUAAGACGGUGCAUUAACAAAACAAAAAUCAUAAAACAUGACUUGCUGGAUUUGGAACUCUGUAUUUCAGAAGAGGUCACUUAUUUUUUGAUAACAGGAUUUAAUGCAGCAAAGCUAGAUGAGGAUUGGAAGCUUCCUAUCAAUCAUCCAGCCAGUAAAUACUCUGUGUGUACCUGGCAGCCAAGACUUUGCCCUCAUGGCCUCAGCCUAGCGGCUUUAUCCUUUGUGAGGAAGUUUUAUUGUAGUCACAGACCUUUGGCUUAUACAGUCUGCAUGAACCUCAACCUGUACUGAUAUUCCUGUUUAAUUCCUCAUUGGCAUCAUGUCAUCAUUAGCCUAUAUCUACAGAACCCUGAUAUGUCAUUUGAUGUUUACAAAGUCAUUGUCAUUGACGUAUGAAAGUCAUUGUGAUCAUUGGUGUUACCUGUCUGUACAUGACUGUUGGUUAUUCAUUUGACUUCAGAAUUUGACCUUUAGUAUCGUACAAACAAUAGAUGAUUAUUUUACAGGAUAUGUAACAUAGUCCUUUACUCACUCAAUUAGUAUAGAGUGGGACAUAUAGCUAACAGACAGCACCUUCAGAAAGUAUUCACACCCCUUGACUUUUUCCACAUUUUGUUGUGUUACAGCCUGAAUUUAAAAUGUAUUUAGAUUUUUUUUGUCACUGGCUUACUACACAAUACCCCAUAAUGUCAAAGUGGAAUUAUGUUUCUUGGAAUUUUUACAAAUUAUUUAGAAAUGAGAAUCUGAAACAUCUUGAGUUGAUAAGUAUUCAACCCCUUUCUUAUGGCAAGCCUAAAUAAGUUCAGGAAUAAAAGUUAGCUUAACAAUUCACAUAAUACGUUGCAUGGACUGUGUGCAAUAAUAGUGUUUUAACAUGAUUUUUGAAUGACUACCUCAUCUACAUAUCCCACACAUACAAUUAUCUGUAAGGUCCCUCAGUCGAGCAGUGAAUUUCAAACACAAUUCAACCACAAAGACCAGGAAGGUUUUCCAAUGCCUCGCAAAGAAGGGCACCUAUUGGUACAUGACAUUUAAUUUUUUUUUAAAUAACCUGACAUAAAAAUAUCCCUUUGCUGGUUAUUAAUUACACUUUGGAUGGUGUAUCUAUACACCCAUUCACUACAAAGAUGCAGGCGUCCUUCCUAACUCAGUUGCUGGAGAGGAACGAAACCGCUCAGAGAUUUCACCAUGAGGCCAAUGGUGACUUUAAAACUGUUAUAUUGUAGUUACUCCACAAUACUAACCUAAUUGACAGAGGGAAAAAGAAGCCUGUACGGAAUAAUAAUAUUCAAAAACGUGCAUCCUGUUUGCAACAAGGCACUAAAGUAAUACUGCAAAAAAUGUGGCAAAGCAAUUAACUUUUUGUCCUGAAUACAAGGUGUUAUGUUUGGGGAAAAUCCAAUACAACACAUUACUGAGUACCACUCUCCAUAUUUGCAAGCAUAGUGGUGGCUCCAUCAUGUUAUGGGUAUGAGCUUGAAGAAUUUUAAAAAUAAUAAUGGGUAAAUGUUGCACAAUCCAGGUGUGGAAAGCUCUUAAAGACUUACCCAGAAAGACUCACAGCUGUAAUCGCUGCCAAAUGUGCUUCUACAAGGUAUUGACUCAGGGGUGUGAAUACUUACGUAAAUGAGAUAUUUCUGUAUUUCAUUUUCAAUACAAUUGCUAAAAUGUCUAAACAUGUCUUCACUUUGUGUGUAGAUGGGUGAGAAAAAAAACAAUAAUUUAAUCAAUUUUGAAUUCUGGCUGUAAAAUAACAAUGUGGAGUAAGUCAAGGGUUAUGAAUACGUUCUGAAGGCACUGUAUCAACUGUCCUUUUCUCUAUUGAGGGUUAUUUUUUGGUAGUUAAUCUGACCCAGUCCCAUGUCUUCCUGCAGGUCCGCGUGCCCCUAUCGUGAUCCAGCCGCAUUCCAUCACCGUCGAGGUUCCAGAGACCUCCCAGCCUGCAGCCAGCCAGCCCACCUCCAAGCCCCAGCAGUGACCCUCCCCUCCCAGCCCUGUCUACCCGCUGGAGCCCUCCCCUCAGGUGGGCACGGCCAGGCCCCCCGAGGGCCCCACCCUGGAGCCCCCAGCAGCCAGCCAGGCCAGCUGUCACCAGAGCCAGGACUCACCAGUGCCAGUCAACCAGCCAGCCAGUCAACCCCCCAUACUGUGGCAAAGGUCCAACCAAAUGGACACGGGUGGCACGCUGCCAAGAGACCAGGACUCCUUAUGACU